GACUUAACCGGGAAAGGGUGACGUCAUGUGGGAUGGGUGGGGUCCAACUAGUGGAACUUCAGAAAAAGCUUUACAAGGAAAGGCGGAGGAGAUGGAGGGGGACAAACUUAUGGUCCCCCCCAGUGGGGACCAAAGCUCUCAGCGAAGUAGCGUCUCUUCCACCGGUCCUCGUGCCCAGGACGUCCUGGUUUAUCUUGUGGAUGACACUGUGGUGCGUCUAACGAUGGACAACCUACCCUCCGUCACGGCUCACGAGGUGCAUCGGAUGGUGUUGGAUGUGCUGAAGCUGCCCGAAUAUGCCCUCGAGAUCUUUUCCCUGUGGCUCAUCUCUCCCUUCCUUGAGGUUCAGCUGAAGCCCAAACACCAACCGUACAAGGUCUGCCGGCAGUGGCAAGAGCUGCUCUUCCGUUUCACCGGCUGCUCUGUGGAUGAGAUCAUGGAAGACGAACCGUCACUUCAAUUCCGCAGAAAUAUCUUUUUUUUGAGACGGAAGGAGCUGCAGAUUCAAGAUGAAGACGUUCUGCGGCUCUUGUACGAAGAGGCCAAGUACAACGUUCUGGAGGGAAGGUAUCCGUGUGACCCGGCCGAUUGUGACGCAUUGGGAGGCCUGGUUUGCCGAAUCAACUUAGGCCCCUACAACCCGGAGGAGCACACGGCUUCCUUCCUGAAAGAGAAGCUGGAUUGCUUCCUGCCCUCCCACCUUUGCCACAGAGGCCACAAGCUCUUUGCCAGCCUUCGGAAACGGGGCGGCUCUCGCCUGCCUGUCAGCGAGCAGGGUCUCCUGCGUGCCUUCCGUGAGGUCCCGGAGGCAGGGGCUUGCGAAGAACACGCCACUCUGCUCAGGUUGUACCACGCCUACCUGCAGAAGUCCCACGAGCUUCCGUAUUAUGGCUGCGCCUUCUUCUUUGGGGAAAUAGACAAGCCGGUCCAGGGGUUACUACAUCGGGCCGGACGUAAAGCUGUGACGGUGGCCAUUAGCCUGGAGGGCGUCUAUAUCAUAGACAGCAAAGAGAAGUAUGUUCUGCUGGGCCUGCGCUUCCAGGAGUUAUCGUGGGAUCACACGUUUCCAAGCGAGGAGGAACAUAUCCUGUGGUUGGAAUUUGAUGGGGAAACUGAAGGCCGGCAAGUGAACAAGUUGCUCAAGAUUUACUCUAAGCAAGCUGAAUUGAUGAGUAGCCUAAUCGAAUAUUGUAUUGAGCUGAACACACAUGCCAGGGGGCUGGAUUCAGAGCCCACCACGGCCGCAGUGCCCACGUCUGAUCAGCAGCCACCCAAAAUUCAGCGUCAGAGCAACGUGCUCUGUAGCCGGAUCCAGCGUUUAGCCACCAUAGACUACGUUGAGGAAGGGAAAGAGAUCAAGAGGGUGAAACCUCGACGUACGACAUCCUUCUUCGGCCGCCAGCUGUCGAAUGCCCCUACCUCUUACUCAGCCGUACGGGCGGCAGAGAACUUGGAACAGGGCUGAUCCCAAUUUUGUUCCUGGGAUAGAAAGAGGGACCAGACCACUUUGGGGCAAGGUGACUCAAAGGCCAGCAUUAUCCUUGACUCUGCCUUCAGGGGUUACUUGCUGUCUACCUCUUAUCUCCAAUUCCCCGUUGUAUAUUUCCUUGCAGUGGCAGGUUUCAUUCCUGGGCUCAGCCUUACAGGGGUUGGAGGCUGUCAGAAUGUCAGCUGUCAGAGCUGCCGUUAUCCCUGCUUACAUAAUGCCAUAAUUACGGUUUUUUUCCCCAAGACUCAUUUGGCCACGAGUUGUCAUCCUCAAUUGCUGAUUUCUUCCUGUUUCUGUAUGAUUUUUCAGAGGGGGGUGAAAAAAGAAAUUAUUUCACAAUCCUCAUCUUGUCUGAAUCCCAGUGUUUGUAGCUCAAACCUUUGGAACGAGGCUCAGGUUGAGGGAAGGAAGGCGCCCAAGAUGUUCUGGAAGGCAGAAUGAUAAAAUUACACCCUUUUCUUUUUGCCAUGUACUGUAUAUUUGAGGAGCGGGGAGGGUCUUUUCGUUCCUCUUGAAAUUUCUGUGCCUUUUGGGGGGGUUCUUGCUCCUCUUUUGUCCAAGGCCAAGAGAAAUGCAUCUGGCUGAUCGCUGGUUUCUAUCCCCUCUGAAUUUGUUUUUUUUGUGCUUUUGUUUUUUCCUGUUUAAAACAAACUGACUUCCAUUUUCAGUCUCUGUUUGUCCACCUGUUUGACUUUUACCUAGGGGGUUGUUGCAAUAAAAACAAGAAUUAAAAAAAACA
Molecule: messenger RNA, 2228 nt
Organism: Pantherophis guttatus
Lineage: Eukaryota; Metazoa; Chordata; Lepidosauria; Squamata; Colubridae
Gene: FRMD8
Product: FERM domain containing 8
Biological process (GO): negative regulation of canonical Wnt signaling pathway
Cellular component (GO): plasma membrane; cytoskeleton
Source: RefSeq, a predicted model, not a curated record